Spea bombifrons (plains spadefoot toad) is the source of this 1682-nucleotide messenger RNA. RefSeq names its product capping actin protein of muscle Z-line subunit beta (gene CAPZB). Gene Ontology annotation, molecular function: actin filament binding. The record is from RefSeq and is a predicted model, not a curated record. Gene Ontology annotation, cellular component: cytoplasm; F-actin capping protein complex. Bases 152 to 985 code for a protein of 277 amino acids. The transcript has 10 exons. Gene Ontology annotation, biological process: negative regulation of filopodium assembly; cell morphogenesis; regulation of lamellipodium assembly. Lineage: Eukaryota; Metazoa; Chordata; Amphibia; Anura; Pelobatidae.
CUGGGCUCCGGGAUCUGCUGACCCGGAUGUUCACUCCUAGGUCCUGAGGAAGUGGAGGCGCUACCGGGCCUACGGGGCAAAGCGACACCGAACCGGAGCAGAACCGGAGCGCAGCCCCGCCUUCCACAGCCGGCCCGCACCCACCGCAGCCAUGAGUGACCAACAGCUGGACUGUGCCUUGGACCUGAUGAGGCGUCUCCCUCCCCAACAGAUCGAGAAGAACCUCAGCGACCUCAUUGACCUGGUGCCCAGCCUAUGUGAAGAUCUCCUGUCCUCUGUGGAUCAGCCUCUGAAAAUCGCUCGGGACAAAGUUGUCGGGAAGGACUACCUGCUUUGUGAUUAUAACAGAGAUGGCGACUCCUACAGGUCACCGUGGAGUAAUAAGUACGACCCUCCCUUGGAAGAUGGUGCCAUGCCAUCUGCCCGUCUGCGCAAGCUGGAAGUGGAGGCCAACAAUGCCUUCGAUCAGUACCGGGAUCUGUAUUUCGAAGGAGGCGUCUCCUCCGUGUAUCUCUGGGACCUGGACCACGGCUUUGCAGGAGUGAUCCUCAUCAAGAAAGCUGGAGACGGCUCCAAGAAGAUCAAGGGAUGUUGGGACUCCAUCCAUGUGGUGGAGGUUCAGGAGAAAUCCAGCGGCCGUACCGCCCAUUACAAACUGACUUCCACCGUGAUGCUGUGGCUGCAGACAAACAAGACUGGAUCCGGUACCAUGAACCUGGGAGGCAGCCUCACCCGACAGAUGGAGAAGGACGAGACCGUGAGCGAUUCCUCCCCGCACAUAGCCAACAUUGGACGGCUCGUAGAGGAUAUGGAGAACAAAAUCCGAAGCACCCUCAAUGAGAUUUACUUUGGAAAAACCAAGGACAUAGUCAAUGGACUAAGAUCUAUAGAUGCAAUCCCUGACAACAUUAAGUUUAGACAACUGCAGAGAGAGCUCUCUCAGGUCCUGACACAACGCCAGAUCCUCCUGCAGCCUGAUAACUAGCCCAGGUCCGUCCAGACAUUUGCAGACAAAUCAAAACAGGAAGCUUUGAAGAACGACUUAGUGGAAGCUCUGAAGAGAAAGCAGCAAAGUUAAAUGUUCUCCCCGAUCCUGUACAUCUUUUCAUUUCUUACCGAGUCUCUCUGCCCCAUCUGUCAUGCUCGUCUCACCCUUUUUUAUGUUUUGGGUUGGUUUGGUUUUUUUUUUCUCCGUUUUUUUGGGUCGUUCGGUCUGCGUCACCUACAUAGCCAACGCAUUUCGCUCCUAUUAAAUAAAGCUGUAUAAAUCUUACAGUGUGGGGUUUUACUCCGCUCACAACACCCCCCACCCCACCUUCCCCGCACCCACCUCACCUUUUUGCCCUGCUCUACCCCUCACAAGCCCCCGUUUAACCCCUUGUGUUUGUGUCUUGCACAUACUGUACGACGCGUGCCGCGGGACCUCAUCUCUGCCAGCAUUUGAAGGGUUGAUCUCUGUUUGGAGUGUUUGCAGGACGGCUGAUUUUUUUCGGCGGGUGGGAUUUAUUAUUUUUUUUGUUUUUAGUUAUUAAUUUGUAGCGUACGGAUUCUUUUCUGUCCUGCGUUUCUCCUGGUGACUCUGGGGAAUGCUUAAGGGGUUUUUUUUUUUAAGUAUUUUUUUUUGUAAAGCUUUGUCUUCUAUAAAGAGCCUUCCUGUACUAACAAUAAAAUGAUUCUAAAUA